Syngnathoides biaculeatus (alligator pipefish) is the source of this 2126-nucleotide messenger RNA. Its product is annotated as anosmin-1-like. Gene Ontology annotation, molecular function: peptidase inhibitor activity; protein binding. The record is from RefSeq and is a predicted model, not a curated record. NCBI's taxonomy places the organism in Eukaryota, Metazoa, Chordata, Actinopteri, Syngnathiformes, Syngnathidae. Gene Ontology annotation, biological process: neuron differentiation. The transcript has 13 exons. Gene Ontology annotation, cellular component: extracellular region; cell surface. The coding region runs from base 1 to 1953 and encodes 650 amino acids.
AUGCAAGCUGCCAUGAGGGCGGGCGAGCCACACAGGGUUGUGCUGCUUCUACUCCUUUUUGGCUCUGGCGUCUGCAGCAAAAAGCUCCUCCCAGGCUUCAAGAGCGGUGAGCAUGAUGAUGGCAAGGAUGGGGCGUCCUGGUUGGAGAGUUUCCCGAGGGCAAGGUGCACGUCCCGCUGCUUGAGUUUGCACAAUGGGGCAACACCGCAGAACAAUGGAUCACUAUCUUGGUGUCAUAGUCACAGAGAGUGUGCAAAGUGCCUGGAGCCCUGUAGAGAUUCCUGGUCCAAUGAAAGGAAAAGCAGUUGCAAAGAGUUCUGUGAGAAAUUGUUUCCUCUGAACCAUUGGGAAUGUGUGGCGAGCUGUGAGUUCCUCCAGACACUGUUGGAAGUAAAACAAGGUGGUUGCCCGCCUCCGGACCAAGCCAGCGGCUUUGCGGCUGCCUGUGUAGACAGCUGCGAUCGCGACACUGAAUGUCCAGGUCAGAAGAAAUGCUGCUCCAAUGACUGCGGUCACACAUGCCAGUCUCCACAAGACCUUUACAAGGGGGUUCCUUUAAAACCGAGGAACGAGCUGAACUUUGAGGAGGUGCCCCCUGGUCUUCUGGAGGUGUCCUGGUUCUCCAAGUUUAAUAUCUCGGCUGAGCCUGUGGUCUACAUCCUGCAGACAAGAUGGAACUUUGGGAUUCAACCCAGUGACGAUGCUGCCGUUUCCUGGCAUAUGGUUGCACAGACCACAGAGCAGAGAGUCCGAUUGUAUGACAUACGACCGGGCCGCUGGUACCAGUUCAGAGUCGCAGCUGUCAAUAUUCACGGAACCAGAGGUUUCACCACUCCGAGUCGACACAUUCAAUCCAGCAGAGAUCCCCAUCACCCCCCCGCGCCAACUGAGCUGAGAGCGACCAACAUAACAUUUGUCACGGGCAAGGCGGUGCGGGUCCAACUACAGUGGCACAUGAUUGAAAACCUUGAUAUUCCUGUUCACCAUUACAUGGUGAGGUGGACUUGUGCUGCUAUUGAUCAACCCGUCGCUUACUCUUUGACCAAGAGGAGGAAACUAGUAAUAGAGAGGAAGGUGGUGCUAGAUGGGUUGCGGUCUGGUCGGACAUAUAGAGUGGAAGUCCAGGCCGUGUCCUACUGGAAACAAACCCAGCUGAAAAGCCCCCGGGCCAUUGUACACUUCAGCACACAUCUUAAUACCAGUGCAACACCAAAAUCCUCCAUGGCUGACAUCCUGCAUGUGGGGACACCUUUCUAUCAAAAUGGACGUCUACAGGUUCACAUUUACUGGCACAGCAGCACAGACCCUUCAGUGGAGUACUACAAAAUCCAGUGGGAACCAGAGUAUUGUGAGCACAGACAAAAUACAUUCAGAGAGAAGACCAGCACAAAGGAGACCUUCACCAGUCUGCAGGGUUUGCUCUUCUCCUGUAAGUACAAAGUCCUACUACAGCCUGUCAGCAAGACCAGUAGGCUGCCGGCCAAGAGCAUCUGCUUCAUUACGCCUUCCUGUUCUGCCAUGCAAGCAAAGAGUCCAAAACCCUUAGCCUGUAAUGGAGAAACACGGACUCCUCAGAAGGUUCUGAUGAAGCCAACAAACCUGACAGUUUCCUUUAAGGUACAUGGCGGUGACCUGACUGCUAUCUUUAACUGGGAUGUGUCUGCUGGCCCAGCUCAGAGUCACCUAACUAGCUAUCAGGUGACUCUGGUAGAGGUCACGUCAACCAGCCGACUCAGCAAUGAGGACUUCUCCCAAUCCCCGAUCUUAACCACGACCUCCAACAUUUUGGCAGUUUCUGACCUACACCCUGCCAGUGUCUACAGGUUGGAGGUCCGAGCCAUCACUGCACACGGUCAAAGUCCAGCCAUCAGCAGAACCUUUCAGACUCCAGGAUUACAACAUGCGUUUAAGCAUAGAAAAAGUAUUGGUAAACAAGAUGAAGAACAUUACUGAUUAGCCAGAGCCAGCUCAGAGGCGCUGGGUCCACACUCAAUUGCAACGCACAACGUUGUCUCCCUAACUUCAAGGUGACAUCAACCUUGGCUGCAGAAAUGCAACAAUUAGCCAAAUAACUUCUUCCUUCAACUUUGAUUUUCAAGUUUAUUUAUUUUCCUGCUCUAUCAUGU